AUGUCGGACUACGAUCUACAGUUUCAAGCCGACUUGGAAAAAGCGCAGGCUCUGAGUUUAGAAAGUCUGGCAUUGGAGCAAUUUCGCAGGCAGAAGCAACUAUCUAGUUCAGAUAAUGGUCGGGAGUCGGGUAACGCCAGUGUGCGUCGUCGAGACGAAACCGAAGGUCCGCCUCCAGCUUUACCUCCGCCUCCUAGAAAGCCUCCACGGAGGACGUCGAGCUCGGAAAACUCUGGGUCAACUGGUACAAGCCCUACAAGAAACACUAGCAGCGACCUGAUUUCAUUUGCAAGUCCAACAAGUAAAACUCCACCAAAGAAUUCUCAUGCCUUCCUCAAGGAGUAUAUCGACCAAAUUAGCAAGUUGGGUCAACAGACUGAAGAUUUCACGUUAAAUACUCCAGACGCGGCUACGAUGAAUAACCAAUAUAACCAGCGUCCGGGAUAUCCGUACAAUGCCCCAUACAAUUACAUUGCCCCUCCACCUUACUCAGGCAUCCCUCCCUAUCCCACCAAUAAUGCUUAUGGAAUGCCUACUCCUAUGGGUAGUCCGAUGUCCAAUUACUCCUACUAUCCACCGAUUUUGACACAGCAAGACCAAACACCUAGGGCGGUUGUUGUCACCAAUCCUCCAUUGUAUCCUCCGCCUUAUACACAAACUCGAAUGACAAAUCCCGCACCAUACCCCAUAUACAAUCCUAUACAAAAUCCCUCACAACCUCCGCCGUACAAUUACAAUACAACUAAUUUAAUAUCCAGGCCACCGAGGCCGGUUUCAUUAUACCCUCAAAUAAAUCAAAUGCCGCAAUAUCCGCCUUACAGCGCGCAAAUUACAAAUGUUAACAAUAACAAUAGUGUGCAAUCGGUUGUGAAGAAUGAACCUCCAAGUGUUGACGGCAAUUCAAGGAAGUUGUCUGAACUUAGUAUCGGGUCGAACGAGUCAAGCGACACAGUGGAAAGUUUACCACAGUCGGUGAACCUGAUCGACUUUGGUCGGAAGUCGGCAGGGCAAGGUAGCGUAAGAGUCAGUGUGUUAGAAGCGUUUGAUCCGCUACUAAUUGAACAGAAUCAUUCUGCGUACGCUCCGCCCUCGGCACCGAGCAGCGUGUACGAGGUAUACGACCCGCUGGACUUCCUGUACGGUGAGACUCAGAUGCGCGUGUACGCGUCUCUGAGUAGAGACAACGCACUGGUGCCUUCGCCGCCUCCUAAGAACAUUCCCAGCGUACCGGCCGUAGCUAAACGACCCACUACGAAUAAACUUUACGACUGCAUAAUUAAAACACAGACGAAGAAUUAUGACAGCGAGCACAAAGCAUUUUUAAAAAUGGUCCUCGAUGUUAGAAAAAAAUUCAUAUAUACCGACGAGAAGACAAACCCAGGUCACGUGAUAGCGGCGCGGUCGGGUGGCAAGUACCCACCCAACACUAGCAUUAAGAUUCUAGUCUACAACUCGCACACCGACGAACCCAUCACCUUUACUUCCGAUGUUGAGUCGACGAUAGAACACGUAAUAUUAACAAUAGUAUGUUCCCUUGAUGAAGAUAUAAGAGAGGAUAUGUCUGAAUAUAUGUUAAGGGUUUGGGGAGCAAAAGAAUACCUAACACCGGGCAGUUCGCUAAGUGAAUACGAUUAUAUUCGCGAAUGUGUUCGCUUAGAGAAGGAUGUGAGAUUGGUUUUAUGUGAAGGAAAGGAUACUUCUAUGGCAAGAACUGAGCGGGAUGAUGCAAGGGAUGCUCAUCUUACUUUAGAUGAUUUGAUUCCAUCCCAAGGAGCCACCCCUAUGUUGUCGUUUGAUAAUCUAUCUAUUUUACUUGAGACGCUGGAGGGCGAGCUAUCGCGCGCGAUGGGCGUGCUGAGCGCGGAGGGCGCGGCGUCGCCCAGCGCCGUGUUCCAGGCCGUGAAGGCCAUCUGCGCGCUGGCCGGCGGCGUGGAGACGCUGCACGUCACGCACACGCUCAACGCCUUCGCGCAGGCCUGCAACUCGCAGAUUACGAGCACGGUUCGCCCCGAAAUCCAGUCGGAGAACGGGCCGUACUGUUCGGUGUCCUUGCGCGCGGCGAACGCGCGCGAGGCGCUGGCGCAGCAGUGUGCGCGUGUGCGGGACGCCGUGCGGGCGCUGCUGGCGCUCUACACGCGCGCGCGCCUGCUGGACUUCCGGCUGCAGGACGCGCCCGGCGCCGCGCCCCACCCCGCCAAAGCAGUUCCGGCCCAUUCAGUAACUGAAACAUUACUGUUCUGCAUCGAAGCGGUCCACAGUCUGCCGCUAUGCUGGACGCACGACGAGUACCUGUUCGACGUGCAGGCGUACUAUGGCACACGACCGUUGAAAACGUUACACAUAACUCAUGUGUCAAAGAUCGAAUGUGGCGGAUUUUAUCCGAGAAUCAUUUUUGAUACUUGGAUAAAUCUCGAAGACGUACCAAUCAACACGUUACCCCGUGAAACUCGACUCGUCCUAACAUUGUACGGUCGCACACAACGCCCUGACGACCAGUUGCUAGCAGACCAGCAGAGCAGUCAGAAAGAGGCUGAGAAAAAUAGCGACGUGCAGUUCGAACAAGUGGAACUAGGCUGGACUUCUAUACAAUUGUUCGACUAUGAUGGCAUGCUGUCGGCGGGGCACUACGUGCUGCCGCUGUGGCCGGCGCGCUGCGACCGCCGCAUCGGGCCCGCGCCGCACCCGCUGCACGCGCCGCCCGCGCCCCACCCCGUCGUCAACAUCGAAAUUCCAAUUUACACCCAGACAGGUGUUAGAUGGACAAAUGUAGAUGAAGAAAGCCAAAAAUUGUUUUCAUCCGAAGAUUUACCAAAGUUCGAUUCCUUGGACGGGAACACUCAACUGCAAUUAUUGCACCUCAUAGAACAAGGAGCGUAUCAAAGAAUGCCUACGGAAUGUCGAGAGGUGCUGUGGGAGAAGCGCCAGUACCUGGUGCAGCUACCGAGCGCGCUGCCGCUGGUGCUGCUGGCCGCCACGUCGUGGAGCGGCGAGCAGCGCGCGCAGCUGGUGGCGCUGCUGCGGCGCUGGGCGCGGCCCUCGCCGCUCAACGCCAUGCACCUGCUGCUGCCCUGCUUCCCAGAUGCAGCAGUUCGUGAGCUGGCCGCGGAAAUAGCAGAUGGAAUGUCGGACGAUGAACUUAUUCGCGUGUUACCGCAGCUAGCUCAAGCACUGCGGUACGAAACUUACGAGGCUAGCCCACUCGCUGCAAUGUUAUUGUCGCGAGCGCUGGCCUCCCCCGCCGUGGCUCACAAAUUAUUUUGGCUUCUAGUCCAUUCACUGCCAAAUGUACCACUUGCACCACAUGAAGACUUCCUAGGUAUUAGUUUGGAAGAUAAUGCUAAUGAUAACUCAGAAGUGGACGCGUGUAUGACAGCAACCUGGCGGUAUCGAUUGCUCUUACGAGCUCUUUUAGCGGUCUGCGGAGAGAACCUCAACAAGACAUUGUUACAACAACAGUUAUUGGUUAAGAGCGUGUCGGAGGCGGCGCUGGCGGUGAAGGGCGCCAAGGAGGCGCUGCGGGCGCGCGCGCUGCUGGCGGGCGGCGAGCGCCUCGCCGCGCUGCUGCGCCGGCGCCCCGCCGCGCUGCCCUUCGCGCUGCACCGCGAGGUGCACGACGUCGACGUCAAGUCCUGUACAUACUUCUCAUCGAACACCCUUCCACUCAAAAUCAACUUCAUCGGCGUUGACAAUGCUGUUGUGCCAGCCAUGUUUAAAAUCGGCGAUGACUUAAGACAAGAUUCAUUAGUACUACAAGUUAUCAAAAUAAUGGACAGUUUAUGGUUAAAAGCAGGCUUAGACUUACGAAUGGUCACAUUUGAGGCGUUACCGACUAGCAGUAAAAGAGGUAUGAUUGAAAUAGUAUCAGAAGCUGAAACCCUUCGUGCAAUACAAACGGAGUGGGGUUUGACUGGUUCGUUUAAGGACAAACCAAUAGCAGAGUGGCUAGCCAAACACAACCCCUCGGAACUGGAGUACCAGAGAGCCAGGGACAAUUUUACAGCGUCAUGUGCGGGAUACAGCGUAGCGACCUAUUUGCUCGGCAUCUGUGAUAGACAUAACGACAAUAUUAUGCUCAAGACAUCAGGACAUCUCUUCCAUAUAGAUUUUGGCAAGUUCCUCGGAGAUGCGCAGAUGUUUGGAAACUUUAAGAGAGACCGAGCUCCGUUCGUCCUGACUAACGACAUGGUUUACGUGAUCAACGGAGGAGAGCGGCCGACGCAGAGGUUCCAGCAUUUUGUAGAGUUGUGCUGUAUGGCCUUCAAUAUUGUUCGAGCGCACCACGACCAUAUAUUGGACCUGUUCGCUUUGAUGGCGAUGUCCGGCGUGCCGGGCGUGUCGAGCGCGGCGGCGGGCUACGUGCGCGGCGCGCUGCUGCCGGCCGCCAGCAACGCGGAGGCCGCCGCCGCCUUCGCGCGCCUCAUACACUCCUCGCUCAAGAGCAAGUUCACGCCCAUCAACUUCUUCCUGCACAACCUGGCGCAGCUGCGCGCCAGCGGCGACCAGGGCUGCAGCUCGUCUGAGCUACUGUCUUUCAUGCCGAGGACCUACACAAUGGCUCAAGAAGGUCGCCUAGUGCGAGUGGAGUGCCUCAGCUACGAGAAGCGCUAUGACCCUGAAAAGCACUACGUAUACGCGCUACGCGUCUACAGACAGGGUCAGGCCACGCCCUCUGUCCUCUACCGGUCAUACAAACACUUUACGGAACUCUACCAGAAAAUAUGUCUGCAUUUUCCCCUUGCGAAGGUUCAUAGCCUACCCUCUGGUUUGUACGUGGGUAGAUCGAACACUCGCCAAGUUGCGGAGAGAAGGUUUAGUGACGUUCAAGCUUUUCUGACGUCUUUAUUCAGUUUAGCGGACGAGAUAGCGCACUCAGAUCUCGUGUACACGUUCUUCCAUCCGCUACUACGAGAUCAGCAGGAUGUGGAGCCUCAGAGGCAGAAAAAAGGGGAAUCAGUGGAGGCAGAGAGCAGCGGAUCGGGCUCGCUGAAGUUAUCAGUUCAGUAUACAGGGGGAGUGCUAUCUGUACUCAUUCUCCACGCUCAGUCGCUAGCUGCCACCCCCCAGGGUUUGCCGCCCAACCCCUAUGUCAAGGUUUAUCUAGUACCAGACCCUACCAAAGAAACAAAACGUAAGACGCGCGUAUUAAAAAGAAACUCGCAUCCCUCGUUCAUGGAGAUGCUCGAAUAUCGCCUCCCACUCGAAGUUGUCAAGAAUAGGAGCUUACAGGCGACCGUGUGGAACUACGACCCACUACAGGAGAAUCAGUUUCUAGGAGGUAUCAUCAUUCCCCUGGGAUCCUUAAAUCUGAAGCAGGAGACAGUCGCCUGGUAUCCCCUGGAAUACAUACCCCGGUAGCUAAUACUCACCCGCUCCGCUAUUUGGAGUACGGAUGUACCGAUCAGGUGACCGACUGAUUAUACUAUUCGAAAUCCGUAAUGAACUUUUAACCACAUAAUCGAUUGAUAACACAACUAUGCAGUAAACUAUAAUGUUCAACUAUAAGCCUGUAUGUUUAGUAGUUUUUUUACAAAAUUAAUUAAAGAAGUGUACCUUACGGCGUUAUGGAGGUUUGAUCCUCGUGUUAUAAGCGCAAAGUAAUACUUAAUUGCGCUUGACGCAAAUGAAUUUAGACAAAUUUUUGGUAGCAUGUAGUUAGAUGAAAAAUGCAUAGCAUCAAACAUUUACAGAUUUUUGUCAUGGAUCAAAUGAAUGGAACUUAUUAUUUUUUAUUUGUUUUAAUGAAAUUAAAUAUAAUCUCUUUAUUUUUACAGCAUUUAAUACUUAUGAAAUUAUAAAAUUAAUUUUUUUAUUGACACAUGCUUAAUUACACAAAUUAAUCUAAUUGUUUAUUUCUAUUUUAUAUAAACUAUCCUCCUAUCAAUCGUGAGUAAUCAUAACCAUAUUCGUUCUAUUGUAGUAAUUACUAUAGCCAAUCGCGUUACUUCUUUCACUAUAAAUGGCUGUCGGAUUUA
Messenger RNA from Melitaea cinxia (Glanville fritillary), 5972 nucleotides. It is a transcript of the gene Pi3K68D, whose product is annotated as phosphatidylinositol 4-phosphate 3-kinase C2 domain-containing subunit alpha. Gene Ontology annotation, biological process: cell migration; phosphatidylinositol-mediated signaling; phosphatidylinositol-3-phosphate biosynthetic process. NCBI's taxonomy places the organism in Eukaryota, Metazoa, Arthropoda, Insecta, Lepidoptera, Nymphalidae. The transcript has 32 exons. The record is from RefSeq and is a predicted model, not a curated record. Gene Ontology annotation, molecular function: phosphatidylinositol binding; 1-phosphatidylinositol-3-kinase activity; 1-phosphatidylinositol-4-phosphate 3-kinase activity. Gene Ontology annotation, cellular component: plasma membrane; phosphatidylinositol 3-kinase complex; cytoplasm. The coding region runs from base 1 to 5355 and encodes 1784 amino acids.